Molecule: messenger RNA, 666 nt
Organism: Helobdella robusta
Lineage: Eukaryota; Metazoa; Annelida; Clitellata; Rhynchobdellida; Glossiphoniidae
Exons: 2
Coding region: 1-666 (221 amino acids)
Molecular function (GO): catalytic activity
Source: RefSeq, a predicted model, not a curated record
AUGUACUUUUCCUUAAAGAGAAUCAUAACCCUGCGCAAAUUUAGACUAAAAUUGGCUUGUAGUGUUUGCUCUGACAAAACGUUUAUCAUCUGCGGCGACUUCAACGCACCACCACCUCUCUUUGGUAUUGAUCAUCACUUAUCUUCGUUAUUAGAAUCUUUCUAUCUCACUCAACACGUCAGCUCCUCUACACAUGUACAUGGCAAUUCGUUGGACCUCGUAAUCACUCAUACCAACAACAACGUUGUAGAUAACCUAACUGUCAAUGAUUGCGUUUUUUCAGAUCACAACAUUGUGUGCUUCAACAUUGUGCUCUUCAAACCACCAUCGACAAUCAUCCAUAGCUGCCGUCGCAGCUUUCGUCGUUUAAAUUACACGUCAUUCGAAAAUGGUGUAAACAGAACAUUUGAUGAUUUGCUCUCACAAGAUUUGGAGCGUUACUCGUUUCGUGAGAGCUCCCACCCUCGUUGUUCUUUAUCCCAAGAAGCAAUAGCUGUUAAAAGAAAUUGUCGUCGUAUGGAGCGUCACUACAAACAUGACAAAUCAGUGCUCAACUUCGUCAACUACAAAAAUGCUAAACGUGUUGCUCGUGAUGCUAUUAUGAGGUCUUGGAUCGAUUCUAUUAAGAACACUCUCUACAACUGCCUCAACUCCCGUGAUCUCUGA